This is a messenger RNA of Opisthorchis viverrini, 2442 nucleotides long. RefSeq lists its product as hypothetical. The record is from RefSeq and is a predicted model, not a curated record. Gene Ontology annotation, cellular component: Cul4-RING E3 ubiquitin ligase complex. Gene Ontology annotation, biological process: proteasome-mediated ubiquitin-dependent protein catabolic process. NCBI's taxonomy places the organism in Eukaryota, Metazoa, Platyhelminthes, Trematoda, Opisthorchiida, Opisthorchiidae. The transcript is spliced from 14 exons. The annotation marks the transcript as partial. Gene Ontology annotation, molecular function: protein binding.
GCAUGCAUCAAAGGAGCCUACACACACAGCACCAAAACAUUCUGCCAAAGUGUUCGGGUCCCUAACUCACUUGCAUGGUCGUUAAUCGGCCGACAUGAUGUUUACUGUGGUAUCUACGCCUCGUCCGGGGACUUGUUUUUUAGUGGAUCUCAUGAUGGUGUUAUCCGUAUAUUUGACUCCUUUGGCGCCUACUUGCGCCUGCUGGAAGAAAUCCCCUGUCCCAAUUCGUAUUGGAGUGUUGUUUCACUGUGCCUAAGUCCUAGUGAACGACUCUUGGCCUACACUAUACUCUCCAGUCAAAUUCACCUAAUUUCUCUGGACAAGUCGGGCACACGCGAUCGGGUCAAAAUUGUGGACGAUCUUUCUGAUCAAGGAUCCGUCUCUAAAACGUUUUCUGUCUGUUUCGAUGGGACUGGGACGCGUCUAAUUUCGGGGAAUGAUCUGGGUUACCUUCGAAUACAUGACAUCGAAAGCGGUGCUUGCGAAUUGACGCCCAGUUCAAACAAGAGGGAUAUGAACGCUGUGACGACCCUUGAUGCGGCUGGCCAUUUUAGUUUAGCGGGCAGCGACGACACGACUAUUCGAGUAUGUCCCACAAGAUCUACUCCGGGGGACGGCGUUUAUUUUCUUUCAAACAGCAAAGAUCAGACUGUCCGACUGUGGGAUUUGCGAAAGCACACCCAAUCAGGAAAAGAUCAGUUUUGCCGACCUCGGGCGAACUGGGAUUACCGAGUUCACUCGAUUCCGAAAACCUACACCAACCCGCGCCACUGGCAUAGUGGCUCUAGCCGUGGUGAUCAAUCCGUACUCACUCUGAGGGGUCAUACAGUUCGCUACACACUCAUUCGUGCCCGUUUCUCCCCGGCCCAUCAGACUGGACAGAGAUACGCUUAUGCUGGUAGUACCUUGGAUGGUUGGUGCAUCUGGGACCUGUUCACUGGCGAGCUGAUACGGCGCAACUCCCAUGGUCCACAUGCUGUGCGAGAUGUAUACUGGCACCCCUGGGAACCGCUUGCAAUGGCCUCCGAGCUCAACGGCUCUUUGAGUUGUUGGAAAUCGUGUACGAAGGAUCUCGUGGAUGCUGACGAAGCCGUUCACAGUGAUCGCGCUCGUUUCGAGUUAUACGAUCCUGAUGGCGGGCGUUAUCGUAAUCGGCUUGCAGAGUCGGGUCUCCUGUAUAGAUUUCCGAAUGAAACGGAAAUCGGCCCCCUUACCUCCGGUUCCUCUCAGUCCACAAUAAGUGACCUCCAUCAAGAUGAUGUUGAAACGGUGUCGUCCAUUGACACAGACGAUUCGACGUUGGAUACAGAAUACGAAUACAUCGUUCGCGGUUACAGUUGGGCUGGCAGCGAUGAAUCUGACCCGGACUUUGCCAUGGAUGUGUCCGACGUACAAAAUUACACGAAUGACAUGGGAGAAAAUUCACACAUUCCAGUCACUCGGAGUCAAACAAGGGGUAGAGGAACAAGACGUUGUAGACGUUCUCGUGAUAUCAACUAUCCCUAUGCUUGUUUCCGUUUUCAUGUGCUCAUCUUGUCAAUUUUUUCUUCAAUUGAUAACAUGACUUUAAUUGGGGUGAGAUGCCUCAAGUGGUUAGAAUGCGAAUUUACUGACCAGAAUAUCUGUGGUUCGAAUCCGACCUCUGCCUCUCGACUUCCCCUCUCUAGGCUUGGGCAACCUGGCAGUAUCCCAGCCCUCGUGCAACCUUCGGGUGACAUGACAGUUUGGCACCGAAAGGGUACUACAGCUGAACGACGAACGAACCGAUGCCGUUUUCCCGUUUAUAUUCAAAAAUUAGUCAAGUCGUGUACAAACCUUGUUAUUAGCCGAUUUCAAGUUUUUACCGAAGCGCCUUGUUUGGACUCGCCGCCCUUAAUGCUCCUCAUGAAUUGGAGACCAGGUCUUGUUGUAUCGUUCAGCUGUAGCACUCUUUCGGGGCCCAACUGUCACGCCACCAGAAGGAAGCAUGAAGGCUGGGAUACUGCCAGGUUGCCCAAGCAUAGACAGCGGAGGUUGAGCGGCAGAGUUCUUGUUGUGGAGUGGUGGUUUAUGCAACCCUCAGUAUGCAAUGUUUGUUCAAAACCUUCAAUCCACUUCAUCAGACACUUCCGUGUGUCUGAUGAAGUCAGUGCAAGAAUCUCAAAGGAUCGAAUCACGUUUGCUAAUUUGUGUCACUUGUGGCGUCAAAAAGGCAUCUCACUGGAUCUUAAGGGUCGCGUGUACCAGGCUACAGUAAGGGCUGUGUUGUUGUAUGGGUGCGAGACAUGGCCUCUGCGGGUAGAUGAUGUGAGGCGUCUUCAGGUUUUCGACCACCGAUGCCUCAGAAGCGUGGCUGGUUUCGGAUGGCAGCGUGUCAGUAACGCGGCGAUUAGAAAACGGGUAUUUGGUUGUGUUGCAGGCACCUCAAUCCGGGAAAACAUCCAGUAUCAUCGACUGCGAUGA